Prunus armeniaca (apricot) is the source of this 1008-nucleotide messenger RNA. NCBI's taxonomy places the organism in Eukaryota, Viridiplantae, Streptophyta, Magnoliopsida, Rosales, Rosaceae. The record is from the annotation of a GenBank genome assembly.
AUGCGUUUCUCUCGUACCACCAAAGCCUGGGUUGAGAGCAUUCUCUCAAAUCAACCGUGCAAACCAUUGAAAACGAAGACCUCUGUGAAUGUAAUGAUUGGUCAUGGUAAGACUACUCAGCAAAAGCACAGCAAAUUGACGACUAAUCCGUUAUCGUCUUCCUCAACUUUCUCUUCUUCAAGGGAAGUUGUCAGCGGCCCUCUGAAAAACCCAAUUCCACUGCUUUCCGACUUCGAUUCCGACAUUGAAACGUGGUUUGUGGGUCAAGAAAGCAAGAGGGUAAAGAGGGAGACGAUCUCAACUAAGAUGGCCGAUAUUGACGUACAUGGUCUUAGCGGUUAUGGUGGUAAACCGGGCUUGAAGAAGAAACUUGAAAGUGGUUUGAAGAAGAAAGUGGACGGUGGCUUGGCUUCCAAGAAAAAUAAAGUUGAUUAUCGGUUGGGUGUGAAGAGGAAAUUUGAAGGUGCUUCGGGUUUGAACAAGGAAGUUGAAGGUGGUGAUCAUGGCCUUCUCUGUACCCCAUCAACUUCUCGUGAGGUUUCUUCAUCCCAAUCCCAAAGUUGCUGUGAAACGCCAGUCACAGUUCUACGCCCUCAUCUCUGUCGUGCCUCUCCUGUCAAAGCCACCUCUGCAUCGAAUCAUGAGAUCAAUAACGAUCUGUCUCCGAGAAGGGCUGCUAGGGUUGCAAUGUUGAAGACUCGGUUUGCCAACACAAUCCUUAAGGCAGAACAUCACAGUGCUCUCUACACUACAACAAUUACCACCGAAGCCAAGAACGAGAGGCUUGGAGCUGCAGAAGCAGAAAUUAUGAGAGCCAACGAGUUCAUCAAAAAGCAGCGGCAGAGGGAUAGAGAAGCUGCUCGCCUUGCCCUCGAAGAGAUGGAGAAACAUGUGGUUAUUGAAGAUAACUUCAAAACCAUGAGAGACUUCCACAUGUUAAUUUCUGGGACCAAAACGAUCGAUUUUGGUCGGUUACUGUUAGGUGAAAUUGUGUAUAGUGAUCAUUGA